Molecule: messenger RNA, 2669 nt
Organism: Eublepharis macularius
Lineage: Eukaryota; Metazoa; Chordata; Lepidosauria; Squamata; Eublepharidae
Product: fatty acyl-CoA hydrolase precursor, medium chain-like
Exons: 14
Coding region: 759-2006 (415 amino acids)
Source: RefSeq, a predicted model, not a curated record
GCUGUUGUAUGUCAGAUAUACAUAUCUAUUUUUCCUCUGUCCAUCCUUGGAAGUAAAUCAAAGGUUGUGAACUCUUGCUCAGUUAUUUUGGGGUUAGUCAGACACCAGCUGGACCACUUCCAAACUGGUUCUUUGCCUUAGGGAGUGGGGGAAAAUUGGGCCUCCUCCUCCAAGCGCUUGUCUCCCUUUGGAGUUCCCGUAGAUACACACCCUAAACUGGAGAUUAUUGGACUCUUUAAAAGAGAGAAGCAAGCAUUUCACCAGAGGCAAAGAUGAAAAUGUUACCUGCUGGCAAGUGCCGGUUGCUCUUCGGAGCAUUGCUGUGUGCCAAGUUAGGUGCUGGAUCGACAACAGUGACCAAAGGUGAAAGAAAUGCCCACCCAGAAGUGAUUACUGCACAAGGGCGCCUUCAGGGCAAGGUUGUCAGUGUGAACGGUACCGACCAGCCUGUAAAUGUCUUUCUGGGAAUCCCUUUUGCAAAGCCACCCAUUGGAUCCCUUAGAUUUGCUCCUCCACAAGCACCCGAGCCCUGGAGUCGCGUCAGAAACGCGACAUCUUUCUCGCCAAUGUGUCUGCCAGAUUUUGGGUUGAUGAAUAUGUUACAGAAUGUGAUGAAUGCAACAUUACUUGAGUCGACCAUGUCCGAAGAUUGUCUCUACCUGAAUAUUUUCACCCCAGACACAAAAGCCAAGUUGCCUGAGAUGUGAGGAGGGAGGAAUGCUGUGUGGCUGCACCUCCAGAGGACGCCAUUUGAGGUAAUGGUCUGGAUCCACGGAGGAGCACUGGUGAUGGGAGGAGCUCCUAUAUAUGAUGGAUCUAUACUGUCUGCUUAUGAAGACGUGGUAGUUGUAACAAUUCAAUACAGGCUGGGCCUCCUCGGAUUCUUUAGUACUGGAUCUGUAGAAGCUCGUGGAAACUGGGGCUUAUUGGAUCAAAUCGCAGCUCUCCAGUGGGUUCAGGAAAACAUCAAGCAAUUUGGAGGAGAUCCCCAGUCUGUGACCAUAUUCGGCGAGUCUGCAGGAGGAUUUAGCGUUCAUGCUCAGAUAUUAUCUCCAUUAUCCAAAGAUUUGUUUCAGAGAGCCAUCUCAGAAAGUGGAGUUGUUCUGACUCCAGGCUUGUUGACUUCCCACCCAGAAGUCCUUGUGAAAGAAAUUGCAAAUGUCUCCGGCUGUGGGACAAGCAGUGCGGAAAUGGUGCGUUGCUUGAGAAGCAAAACAGAGCAAGAACUAAGAUCCUUGUUGAAGGAAAUUAGAAGCAUGAAUGCAGUUGUGGACGGCAAGUUCUUUCCAAAGGCACCCGAAGAGCUUCUGGCUGCAAAGGAGUUCAAGGCUGUCCCGUACCUACUAGGCAUGAAUAACGAUGAAUUCGGUUGGAUCGUGUCUAGUAUGGUGCAUUCCCUAGAUAUAAAAGAUGGUAUAGAUCGGGAGAACAUCACGGCAGCAUUCCAGGCUGUAGCCUCUGUGUUGGGGCUCUCAGCUGAAUCUGUGCCGAAGGCAUUGGAUGAGUAUCUGGGAGACACGGAAGACCACAUUCAAUUACGAGACCGCUUCCGAGAUCUGAUGGGAGACGUCUUCUUUGUCAUUCCUGCUAUUCAAACAGCUAGAAGCCAUAGAGAUUCUGGUGCUCCUGUCUACUUUUAUGAAUUCCAGCACCGGCCCAAAAUGUACAAAGAUAUAAAGCCAGAUUUUGUGAAGGCAGACCACGGCGAUGAACUUGGCUUUGUUUUCGGAUGGCCAUUAAUAAAAGGUGAUGUUGCAGAGGAUGAGAAGAAGCUCAGCAAGACAGUCAUGAAAUACUGGGCCAACUUUGCUCGCACAGGAAAUCCAAACGGUGAAGGUUUGGUGGAGUGGCCACGCUAUGACCUGAAUGAAGAAUAUCUGGAGCUGAACCUGCAGCAACGGAAAGCAGAGAAACUGAGAAAGAACCGGGUUGAUUUCUGGGUGGAGAUUUUGCAGGACAAAACAAAGAAAACCACAAAUGAAAAGGAAACAAGUGCAGAUCUCUAGCUGGCAAUGUGAUUUGCUGGUUUGCUAUUGUCUUGAGACAUCAAAUACUUAAAUGAUAACUGAAAACUGAAUUUGUCAAAGCGUGCCUUAGCCCUGAAGGCAGGGAAAUAAUCAGAGGCUUUGACUGCUAUCAGCCAGUCUUUAUCAACCAGAAAUUUUGUGUGAUUCUGACCAGCAUUUAGGAAGUGCUGUCAAGGAUUUCAGCUACUAGGUGGAGGUUACUAAUGAAUGCUGUUGGUGAAUUUUAAGAACUGAAAUCAGGGCUGCAAUAUUUUACUCUUCUUAGGAUUGCACUGUUAAAUCAAUGAAUGGAGAUGGUUUUGCAAGGGUGCCUGGGAUGAAACAAGCAGCUUAGAGUUUUUAAAGUUGUUUUAAACAGGAAUGGUAGCAGAUACUUGCUCAAACAGAAAAGACAGAUUUUAGGAAUUUUAGUUCGCAACUUUUUCCACCUCCAAAAAUUAGGCAUGUGGGGACCCAAUUCAGAGGGGAAAGAGUUUAAAUGUUUCUCUUCAUACCGUUUCUUCAAUCUGAAGCAUCCCUGGGGACCUGUUAUUUGCCUUUUUGGGGAAACAUACAAUCUUACAUGUGCAGAUCGUCUAAAAACGCAGUUUCCCCCCUGCAGAGGUGUUAUUUGUCUUCAUUUGUAAGUGCUUGCAGAUUUGA